Messenger RNA from Sebastes umbrosus (honeycomb rockfish), 2177 nucleotides. RefSeq names its product thymine DNA glycosylase, tandem duplicate 1 (gene tdg.1). NCBI's taxonomy places the organism in Eukaryota, Metazoa, Chordata, Actinopteri, Perciformes, Sebastidae. Gene Ontology annotation, cellular component: nucleus. Gene Ontology annotation, molecular function: mismatch base pair DNA N-glycosylase activity. The coding region runs from base 148 to 1509 and encodes 453 amino acids. Gene Ontology annotation, biological process: base-excision repair, AP site formation. The transcript is spliced from 11 exons. The record is from RefSeq and is a predicted model, not a curated record.
UGACCGGCAGUGCUGUCAUGUCUUUGUUGCCUCUCUUGUUACUCGGCAUAUGUUGUGAAUAGAGCGGGAUAGAUGGGAAAAUAACGGGUUAUAUGUACAGAAGAAAUUAAUUUAAAACUCACCCACAACAGUCAAACCACCCAAAAGAUGGAGGACAAGCUGAAUGGAUUCCCUGUUGUCUCCCCGGAGUAUCUUCAGCAGUGGGUUCAGUCUGCACAGCAGUUUCAAGCUCUCCAGGCUCAAUAUUCAGGCUUGAACCACAACCACCAGUCUCACUACCCGGAGGGGCCGCCAGGAGAGCCAGCCAUGGCACACAUGGCUUAUCCAGAACCCAUGAUGGAUCAGCAGGAACCAGCCAAACUGGCAAAACCCCCAGCCAAAAAGAGAGGCAGAGCAGCUCAACCCAAGGAGCCCAAGGCACCCAAACCACCAAAAGUCCCCAAGGCACCAAAGCCACCCAAGCCACCUAAGGACCCAAAGGCACCUAAAGCCAAACCCGGUCCUAAGCCCAAGAAGGCUGCUGAGGCUCAGGGAGAUGGCAAGCAAGAGAAGAUUGAUGAGAGCUUCAAGAAGGUGAAGAGGAAAUUUGACCGCUUCAAGGGAAUGUCAGAGGAGGAAGUCAUGACGAAAACUCUACCAGACCUGCUGGAAUACAACCUGGACUAUGUCAUUAUUGGUAUCAAUCCAGGACUGAUGGCAGCUUUCAUUGGACGGUGGUUUCCAGGUCCUGGAAAUCAUUUUUGGAAGUGCCUGUUUCUGUCUGGAUUUACUGAGGAGCAACUCAACCAUAUGCAUGACACCAGCCUGCCUGUCAAGUACAAAAUGGGCUUCACCAACAUGGUGGAAAGGGCGACGCCAGGGAGCAAAGACCUCUCGAGUACAGAGUUGCGUGAAGGAGGCAAAAUUCUUGUAGAGAAGCUGAAGAAGUUCAAACCUCUUAUUGCUGUUUUUAAUGGAAAAUGCAUCUAUGAAAUGUUCUGCAGAGAGAUGUUUGGUAAAAAACCAAAGAAACUUGAUUUUGGUUUGCAGCCACACAAGAUCCCCGACUGUGACGUGGCUCUGUAUCUGAUGCCUUCAUCCAGCGCUCGCUGUGCUCAGUUCCCUCGUGCUCAGGACAAAGUCCAUUUCUACAUCAAACUGAGGGAGCUCAGAGAUCAGCUGAAGGGUCUCCGAAAAGCCACAGAGAUCGAGGAGAUUGAUUACAAAUUUGACUUGAAAUUGGCGAAGGAGGAUGCCAAGAAGGCGGCGAUAAAGGAGGAGCAGUACGAUCCUGGUUAUGAAGACGCCUACGGUGGAGUGUAUGCAGAGAGAGGACCUGAAGGGGAAAAUACUGAAAAGCAGACCAACGGUCACUGUACAUUCUCAACUGCAGAAAACACAGAAGGAGCACAAGAGGCGACCACAUCACAAGAACCAGAGGGCCAGCUCCCAGACGGACAGUGGAUGACCCAGUCCUUCGCAGAUCAGAUCCCAGACAUCAGCGGGGGACCAAAGGACGGCAGCGUAUAAGGAAAAGACUUCUUUCGUCAGGUUUUAGAUCGUUUUCCUUUUUUAUUAGUGUCCGAGUGGAUUAUACACACACAUAGAUGGACUUUUUUAGAGGUUUUGCAGAAUCUUCUUUCUGCACUUUUCAUUUUGUUUGUGGUUCUUGUAUUCAUGUAUGAUGAUCAUCUUCACGGCAGUCUUUUUAAAUAUGUGAAAUCAGGGACUUGACAAUGAUGCUCGACUGCCCUGGGAGAAGGUCAUGUAUUUAAACGUUUGUGUUGCCUUCGUACUGUACUAUACUGCACUGUGAUGCAGUAAGUGUAAGCAUUCACGUCUACUGUUUGACAGUAGAUGAAACUCCAGAUGGUCAUUUUAUAAGCUUGAUUGAUCAGUGUGAGCCUAUAAGAUCCUCUAAUUGAGGAUUGAGCUAGCAUUAAUGUUUUACAUUCAUGGUGCUAUGAACUGACCACGAUGCAAAGUGAUCACUGGAUGAAACCAGACUCAACAUGUACAAUAGAGAUUCCACACGGAGGGAAUUCCUGGCAAGCCUUUCAAUAUAAUGUUACAGGUUAUAUUUUAAUCUUUUAUCAUCACUUCUUUUUUGCUUUAGGAAUUUUUAGAAUUAUGUUUAUGAAAAUGUCAUUCACAAGGAAUUUUAUGAAACAAUUGUCCAUUAAAAUGUCUUGAUGAUG